UCAGAGUACAGCGCACAUUUACUGCUCCCCAUUCCUUAUAUUUAUUUAAUCCUUCUUUUCUAACAUAAACCAGAUUGAUUAUCCCUUUCGUAGCCAACGUGGCCACAUGCGAGACGUGCUCUUUCGCCUUGAUGUCCAACGACUGCCAGAUAACCGCCCCCAAUCUUUAAAUUCGCAUUAGUUCGCGCUUUAAACCAGAGCUAGACAAUGGGGGCUCCUGCGAUCCUCUCUCUAAGCCGCUUUGAAACGCGAGGCUCUCCCGGAAAGGCUGAAUCCGUUGCUGAUCGACCGGGAUAGACAAGGCUCGACCAUCAAGCCUCAUGGGUUAAAUGAAACUGGCCCACUGCUCAGCUCCAUCGGUGGACUGUGCCACUUGAUUCCCUGCAAUCAACCCUGCUCGAGAUAAUGCACAGUGCUGCGCCGCAUGGAAUAACCCCCUACCAGAUGGAUAUAAAGAGGUGUUCAUUUCAUGGUUGGACGCCAUGGAUUGCCAACAAGAAUGUCGUCGCAACACCAGUAUACCCUGGCUGAUCGCGCAUCGAGAGAAAAAGAUGUUUAUGAUGAACGAACUCGAUCGUCAUCCGAGCUGAGCUCGCCUGUAGAGAGCCAGGCUUUCCACUCACAGUGGUCGAUUGGAUGGGUGACUCCGAGUGCUAUCAUCAGUUGCUUCCUCGUAGCUGUCGCCCUCGCCGCCGGCCAUCUCGGCCUCUUCCACUGGCUGGACCAACGAAAAGUCAACGACACCAUCAGACAGCCAUACGUGACGGCCCUCUCUCUCGUCUUCGCAAAUGGCUUCCGCACCUUUCUCACAGCAGCCCUGGGCAUCGCCUUCAUCCAGAUGCUCUGGAAAGACCUCCGCGUGCGAGCAAUGCGCGUCUCAGACCUUGACUCGUUCCUCUCCGUCCUUGCCAACCCGUUUUAUCUCGGUCGGUUUAGUCUCAUCUCGCAAGCGCCUUUUCCCUUCCUCUGUGCGCUGUUGUGUUGGUUAAUUCCCGUCGCUAUGAUCUUCCCUCCGGGUGCUUUGACGGUUGAGCCGAAGAUGCUGCAUACCCUGUAUAACCAGAGCGUGCCGACUUUUGAUUCUAGUUUUACGGGGAAUGGGACGUUUCAUGGGAUGAUGGAUAGUGCGAUCUGGCAAGCUGAUGAUUUUGAUGCAUACAGUGCACCCACAAACGAACUCAGCAGGAUCGCACGACAAUCCAUCCUCGCAGGAAGAUAUCUGACAUCACCAUCUCCAUGCGGCCAGAACUGCUCCUACACACUAGAAGUAAACGGACCCAGCUUCAAGUGCCAUGACUAUGCAUCCCCCGAUCUGCUCUCCUGGGUCAACAACACUUAUCCACGGACUAAGGACUGGCCGUAUCUGUAUAUCGCGUCAACCGAUUCUGCGGCGAGAACGAAUAGCUCCAAGUAUGCUCUUGAUAUUCAGCUUCAAUGGAGUCAGGACGGGGAGUAUCACAAUCUUACCUGUGUUGCGUAUGAUUCUGUCUAUACGUUUAACAUGACGUAUCACAAAGGCCUGCAGGAGACAGCAACCCAUGUUCGCCAGAAUGGGCAAUUGAAUGCCUCGUCUUUGUAUUUUGACAACUCGGUCCUUCCAAAGGAUGGAGGGUCAGAAGGGGUUGUCAAUGACACUUCGGUUGGAGCAAAUGGGGGGAAUAUCAUGGAUAUCAACAGGAGGAGCAAUCUGGCUGCAAUCCACGACUCGCUGGCACUGGCUCUCGCUGGAUACAUCGAUAUAUUCAUCAUGCACAACCAACAAUCAGCAAAUACAAUCAUUGACCUGUCCAACCUCUACUCCGGCCCAAUCCGCUCGCCAACAUUCAACAUCACACCAUCCACCAUGCAAGACUUACUCCACAACAUCACCCUAUCCACCCUAACCCUCAACCAAACCACCACUUCGGCACUCGUCACCGAAACAAUCCUCGUCAACAUCUACUCCUUCACAAAUCCAGCCAGACUCAUCACGCCCUACUUCAUCGCUCUAGCCAUCGCACUCGCCUUUGCCAUCGGUGGCGGACACGCUCUAGUCAGCAACGGCAUCUCAGCAAGUACCGGCGGACUACUGCAAACAUUGUGUACGACUAGAGGGAGUGAUAGGCUCAGUGAUCUAGCUGCCAAGGGCUGUCUGGGUGGAAGGGAGAAUGUUCCGGAGGAUUUGAAGAAUCUGAAAGUCAUGUUUGGGGAGAUAAGAAGUAGUUCUGGGAUGCGGAUUGCUGGGUUGGGGUCUGAGGAUGAGGUUACUCCGCUUGUUAGGGGGUCAAUCUAGUUGACUUGGAGUUUACAGUGGUGCUAUAUUAUAAUAAAC
Aspergillus wentii DTO 134E9 is the source of this 2311-nucleotide messenger RNA. RefSeq lists its product as uncharacterized. The coding region runs from base 500 to 2272 and encodes 590 amino acids. The transcript has 4 exons. NCBI's taxonomy places the organism in Eukaryota, Fungi, Ascomycota, Eurotiomycetes, Eurotiales, Aspergillaceae. The record is from RefSeq and is a predicted model, not a curated record.